AUGCUGGCUGGCAUCUCCAGCCCUGGGUAUCCGAAACAUGAGGCCUGCCAAGCUGUCCACCCCAUGAUACUCUCGCUCGCUCGCACGCACUCACGUGCUGCGGACUCAGAGUCGCUGGACGGUUGCAUUCAGAGUACGUUAUCAGCACUCUACCCUCCGUUUGAGGCUACCGCAGCCACUGUUCUGUGCCAAGUUUUUGAUGUGGUGGAGAAGACGUACCGUGGGGAUGGACUGCGCUACCUCAUAGACUUCCUGAUUCCAGCCAAGCACAUCCUCCGUUCCCUGGCCCUGUGUUUGAAGCUGUCGUGCUCCUGCCGCUGGCAGGAGGAUGUGCGGGGCGAAAUGCUGCCAGUUCAGUACUGUGGCUUGCUGUUUCGCCAUGAGGGCUGGCCCCUGUGUAUUCACGAGAAGAUUGUAGUCCAGCUGGCUUCCAUUGACUGGCGAAUCUUGAAGCCUGGUGACUUCUACCUGCAAGUGGUCCCCUAUCUCAAGAAGUCUCCACGAAUUGUACUGAAAUGUUUGGCAAAAGACAAGCAUAAUGUAGAGGAAGUUGUGAUUCCAGAAGUUUCCUAUACCUCUAUUUUUACUCUGGAAUGGUUGAGUACUAUCAAUGGAGAGCGGAUGGGUAUAGCACUGGAAAAUUGUUUACUAACCACUGAUGAUAAAAUAUUUCGUGUCCCCUGGGAUAAAGUGGUUAAUCCCGAAUUUAUAAAUAAACCAAAAAUAACUGAAAACGAUAUCAUCUCACCAGAAAUAACAGAGGAACCAUCGGUUUUGUGCCUCCCUGUGGACCAUGCUGAGUGCAGUUCACCAGACCUAGCAUCUCAGUAUCUACAGGAACAAAGUCCCAAUCGAGACAAUCUGGUCAUUAGUAGCACAGCUCCACAGCUGAGUGAAGUUCUUGUCAAUGGUGUGUGUACAAGUCCUGUGCCUCAAGAGAACUUGAAAAGUGACCUUGAAGGGGAGUACGUUGAGCUGACAGAAGUUUCACUGCCCAGAUUUGGGCCACAAACAGGCUCUUUAACCCAGUCGCUAGCUUUAAGUUAUCUAACUCAGCCUAGAACACGAGUGAAUGCGUCUAAAGGCAAGCACAGGUUUAUUGUCAUUCAAGACAGUACCUACUCCAAGAACUUGAUUCAGUCAGCACUUAUGCAGAAGGAGCACUGUCAAAUGGACACUCUGAGGACUUCUUCUACAGAAGUUCUCAAAAAUGUAAUUCCGCUGGAAAGCAACAAAACGAUGUCACAUGGAGAACUGUCUCUAGAAAGUCAGCUGGUAUCAGGUGGUCCUGGAAACAUGGGGAAUAGCUUUCCUGUGGUGGAGUCUCCUGCCUGCAGUGCAGAAGAUUCAUCUGCAGAGCAGGAGACCUGUAGCGACCACUCAAUCGACUGGCGAUAUGCACUGUGCAGCUACAGUGACGUGUGUGAUGGUGUCAACUGCAAAGGACAAAUGCCUGGUGCUCCUGGAAAUGUGGAAGGAGAAAAGGAACUGGAGGUUGGACCACUGUCCUCAGGACCUGCUGAGGGGCAUACAGAGCCCACCGCUCUGCAGUCCCACCAAGAGGCAGCUUCUGGGGCAUCAUCUCCUAAAGGGACGGUGUCAGAAGGGGCAGAGACAAGAAAAGAAGCAACUGGCACAGAUGUGUUGAAACCAGUGAGUAAAGUCAGUACCCUGGAGGAAACCUCAACACCUAUUGCUCCCCUGAUGCCCCCAGCUUCUGGGACUGCCUGGGGUGGUCGGUCUGCACCUACCAUAGUCAAGGAUGUGAACCCAGAAGUGCUCAGGAGUGGUGUUGCCUGCCUGCCUGGUACCAGAGAUAAAUCAGGACGUGCAGUGGCCAUAAUAACAACAAGGAACACAGCCUGGUUAAACCCCCACUGCAACACCACUGAGCUUGUACGCCUUCUUCUGUACUUGCAUAGCAUCCCAAGACCAGAAUGUCAGGCUUUGGGUCUAACUGUUCUUGUGGAUGCUCGUCGCUGUUCACCGGUUCCUGCUCUCUUCAAGGCGUUCAGCAUAUUGCAGGACAUGGAUCCUCAUUGUAUUCAUGGAGUACUGCUUCUGGUUGAAAGAGAUCUGACUUUUCGGAUGGACAAGCCACCAGCAGGACAGUUUGAACUUCUCACCUCCAUGAAAUCCCUCCAUAAGCACAUAGACAGCUCACAGCUGCCUCUAGAACUGGAUGGGACCUUCCCUUAUUGCCACCGGGACUGGUUAAGCUUCCGCAUGAAGCUGGAACAUUUGCUACAAGGAUGCCAAGGUGCUUGUGCCUUCCUCCAGGGAGCUAUUCAUAAAGUGGAACCUGGAAAAUUGCCAGAAAGAGCUGAGGAGGCAGCUGUGCUGCUGAGGAAUUACAGGCAGCUGAUGAAGAAUGUUCUUGAAGAUACACGGCUGGUCAGGCUGCAGCUGGAAGGUGGAGCGCUCCUGGCCAGACUGAGGAAGGAGGAGUCUUGUGUCACCCUCACCCACGACUACAGAGACGCACUUGAUGCUGCCAGCGUACUUUAUAAUCGAGUUGAUGAGGGCGUCCACCGACUGGUGAUGCUGUCGAACAAACGCAUCCAGGAACUGGAGCUGGUGAUGGAGUUCGAGAAAGUAGAAGAAUGUUUUAAGGAGGUCAGCAGUUGGAUCGAGAAUGUUGGCAGAAAACAGCUAAAGGAAACAAUCAACCUGGAUGAUUCUUUGGAGAUGCUGCUUCAGCACUGGUUCAGGGAGUUUGAUCUUAUUGCCAGUGAAUAUUGCAGAAGGGGGCAGGAAGCACUAAAGAAGAUGGAUCGAUGGGAAGACUUUUCCUCUGUGGAUGUACAUUCUUACAGGGUAAAGCUGCAGACCUACAAAGAUCAACUGGAAGAUUUCUGCACUCAACUGGAUGAAAACAGGCAUCGAAUCUGUGAGACAGUUAGGCUGUAUGAAUUCUUUGACAAGGCAUACGAGUGGGCCUUGGAAGGGAUGCGACACCUUGCUUGCAUCAGCAUGGAGGACUGCAGCUCUGCUGAACACUGUGCAGGUGUGAUCAAGUGCCUGGAGAGUUACAAGGGGCAGCACCCGGACAUCAGCGAUGCCCGGUUCCAGGAGAUGAAGGAGCUGGCCUGUGAGCUGAAGAGUGACAAGGGACUAAAGCAGUGGAAAUUUGCAUGGUCCAAAUGCCAGGAGACCAAGCUGGUUUUUGAAAAGAAACUCGAAGCAGCCUUGAGAACAAGAAGGUCUCUGCUGUCAGACCGCAAACCAGCUGUGGGGGAGCAGCCCCAGGCUGGCAGCGAAGCUGGCAGUCUGUCCCACCGGAGGCACUCUGAGGGGGAGAAGGCUCCCUCACCCUCCCUGAGCUGCCCUGGUGAUGUCAGUGCUGGGGAAGAAUUUGCCUGCCAAGCUACUCUCAGCCCUGGUCCUCACUCGAGCAGAGUCUCUUUUGCCAGCGGUGCCUCCAAGUCUCCAAAGCUGCCUGAAGAAAAGCCAAACCUGGAGAGCAUAUUAGAAACCCUGGAGGUGAAGCCAUCCUGCACCUCCACUCCAGCCUCUGGGAAGCCACCUCCCAGGAGGAUGCUCCGGAAGGCCCAAAGCUUUGACCUCCCCUGCGGUGAGAGCUUGUGGUCAGGCUGCCAGAGGACGCUGAGCGAGCCGGCCAGAUACGGCAACACUGGCGUCUUUAUUAAGGGGCUGGAGGUGAGCAGCACUGAGCUGGUAGACAGGACUUUCGCGCUGCGGCAGCACGCCACUCACAGCUGGGCUGCAGACUGCCUGCUGGAGGGACAGAGAGGCUGCCUCUCCGUGUCAGAAGCCAAGAGCUGGGGCAGCAAGCUGCGGCACAUCAUUGAUGAGAUGGUAACCACGGAGCGGGAAUAUGUGAGGUCGCUUUGCUACAUCAUCGAUAGCUACUUCCCUGAGAUGGAGCGCCUCGACCUCCCCCAGGACCUGCGUGGGAAGCGCAGUGUCAUUUUUGGGAACCUGGAGAAACUCUACGACUUCCACAGCCAGUACUUCCUGCGAGAGCUUGAGAGCUGCUGCAACCACCCACUGCGGGUCAGCCACUGCUUCCUCCGACACAAAGACCAGUUUGGGAUGUAUGCAUUGUAUAGCAAGAACAAGCCAAAGUCGGACUCGCUGCUGGCCAGCCACGGGAAUACCUUCUUUAAGUUCAAGCAGGUGCAGCUUGGGGAUAAGAUGGACCUGGCCUCCUACCUGCUGAAACCCAUCCAGCGGAUGAGCAAAUACGCUCUGCUCCUGAAGGACCUGAUCAAGGAGUGCAGUGAGGCACAAGAGCAGGAGCUGGGCUACCUCCGUGCGGCUGAGGAGAUGGUGAAGUUUCAACUCCGACAUGGAAAUGACCUGCUGGCCAUGGAUGCCAUCCGUGACUGUGACGUGAACCUGAAGGAGCAGGGGCAGCUGGUGCGGCAGGAUGAGUUCACCAUCUGGCUGGGACGUAGGAAGUGCCAGCGACACGUCUUCCUCUUUGAGGACCUGAUCCUGUUCAGCAAGCCCAAGAGGAUCGAGGGUGGCUUUGAUGUGUAUAUCUACAAGCGCUCCUUCAAGACUGCAGACAUCGGUCUGACGGAGAACUCUGGAGACAGCGGCCUGCGCUUUGAGAUCUGGUUCCGAAGGCGAAAGUCCAGUGACACCUACAUCCUCCAGGCCAGCUCAGCUGAGACUAAGCAGGCCUGGACCAGUGACAUUGCCAAGAUCCUGUGGCAGCAGGCAGCCCGCAAUAAAGAAAUCCGUAUGCAGGAGAUGGUCUCCAUGGGCGUGGGCAACAAGCCGUUCCUGGAUAUCAAACCCAGCGAGGCAGCUAUCAAUGACCGUGCUAUCGAUUACAUCAUGAAAGGCAGAGGCGCCAGGACCAGAGCAUCAAUUGCGGUGUCUCUGUUUGACCAUUCCAACCCGUACAAGAGGACACAGGCGCAGCUCUCCGCUGGCAGCACUCCCACUGCAUACAGCCCUUCCUCCUCCUCCCUGCUGGGGCCCCUCAACCUCCACAUGUACAUGGACCAGGCUCUGCUGCCAGGCGUCCUGGCCCCCAGCCGCCCCUUUGACAUCGGCACCUGCAUCGAGGAAGAUGAGCUGGAGCAUGAGACGAGCAGCCAGCCAUCACUGACAACAGAGAGCUCAGAGUCAUCGCACUGCAUGUCAGGCAGCGGCUCCAGCGGCUCCGACAGCGGCUGCGUCUCCAGCGUCCCACAAGAAAGCUUCUGUGAAGACGUGGGCUCACCCCCCUACAUGCCCCUAGGCUCGCAACAUAGCUCUGCAAUGGAGGAGAAACCCAGGUUCACAAACAGCCAGUACAUUUCUGCAGACUGA
This is a messenger RNA of Nipponia nippon (crested ibis), 5289 nucleotides long. Lineage: Eukaryota; Metazoa; Chordata; Aves; Pelecaniformes; Threskiornithidae. The record is from RefSeq and is a predicted model, not a curated record.